Lotus japonicus is the source of this 2371-nucleotide messenger RNA. RefSeq lists its product as uncharacterized. The transcript is spliced from 5 exons. The record is from RefSeq and is a predicted model, not a curated record. The coding region runs from base 138 to 2105 and encodes 655 amino acids. Lineage: Eukaryota; Viridiplantae; Streptophyta; Magnoliopsida; Fabales; Fabaceae.
AGAAAACAAAAAAAAACAAUUUGAGAAAUCCUGAAAUUCUUCAGAGACUGGUUGGUACGUUGUUGCGGUGUUCAAUCUUCUUCAUCCAUCUCUAAACCCCAAACCCGAUUCACGAUAAUUUCAUGUUAUUAAAUUAAAUGUCCGGCGCCGGCGACGUGGACGAUGAUGCGAUGCUCAGCGACGUCGAGGACGACACCGCCGCCGAUCCAAUUCCGCCUCCCUCACCGGAAAACAUCUCCGAGGAAAAACUCCGGGAGAUUCUAACCGAGCUCGAUCAGGAACGAAAGGCCCGCCUCGCCGCGGAGAAUUCCAAGUCCGAAUUGCAGGUUUCCUUCAACCGGUUGAAGGCUCUCGCUCACGAGGCCAUCAAGAAGCGCGACGAGUUCGGGCGCCAGAGGGAUGAUGCUGUUAAGGAGAAGGAGGAGGUGGCGAAGCAGGUUGAGGAGGUGGUGAAGGAGCGUGACGCGCUGCGAUCGGAGAUUGGGAACUCGAGUCAUAUGUUGGUUACUGGUAUGGAGAAGAUCUCGGCGAAGGUGAAUGGUUUUAGCGGCGGCGCGUUGCCGCGGUCGCAGAAGUACACCGGGAUGGCGGCGGUGGUGUAUGGUGUGAUUAAGAGGGCGAAUGAGAUCGUGGAGGAGCUGCUGAGGCAGAAUGAUGCCACCGGCAAGGCGAGGGAUCAAGCUAGGGAGCAGAUUGAGCAGAGGAAUUACGAGAUUGCGAUUGAGGUUUCUCAGCUUGAAGCAACCAUUAGUGACUUGAGGGAUGAGGUUGCCAAAAAGGAUUCUGCAAUUGAGGGUUUGGAGAAGGAUUUGGGUGUUAGGGAUUUGAAACUGAGUGAGGUUUCUGAGAGUUUGAGAAAGGAACAAGGUGAGGUUAUGCAGUUGAAGGACCAUGUUGGUGAGUAUGAGGUUAAGUUUAGUAAGUUGGAGUCUCAGAUGGAAUCGCUUAGACCGAUGUUGAUUGAUCAGUUGAGCUUUGUUUCGAAAAUUCACAACCAGAUUUGCAAUGUUGUAAGGGCGUUGACGAUCGAUGAUGAGUUGGGUAAUUUGGAAUUGUCCGAAUCGUUGUUUGUCCCGCAAGAAACGGACAUUGAGGAGAAUGUACGGGCGUCUUUGGCUGGGAUGGAAUCCAUACAUGAGUUGACUUGGAUUGUUGUUCAAAAAGCUAGGGAUGUGGUUGAGGAGAAGAAUCGCGAGAUCAAGAGUUUGGAUGAGACUGUGAAUCGGUUAGUUACGGAGAAGGAUCAAAUUGGUUCUUUGCUUCGGAGUGCGUUGUCAAAGAGAAUGGCAUCUGAUCCAUCUUCUAGGAAAAAUGAGUUGUUUUUAGCUGCUGAGAAUGGGUUGAAGGAUGCUGGUAUAGAUUUCAAAUUUAGUAAGCUUCUUGGAGAUGGGAAGCUUGCAACAUCAAAUGAUAAAGAAGAGGAGGAUGAAAUAUACUCUCUGGCUGGUGCUCUGGAGGAUGUUGUUAAGACAUCUCAGCUUGAGAUCAUAGAGCUCAAGCAUACUGUGGAUCAAUUAAGGGCAGAGUUGAGUUUACUUAAGCUGCACAUAGAAGCUCAGACCAAAGAGCUUGACCAAAGAAUGCAUCGGAUAGAGGAACUUGAAGAGAAGGAGAGGGUGGCAAAUGAAAAUAUUGAAGGGCUAAUGAUGGAUAUUGCUGCUGCUGAAGAAGAAAUUAACAGAUGGAAAGAUGCAGCAGAGCAAGAAGCUGCUGCAGGCAGGGGUGUUGAACAAGAAUUUGUGGCACAGUUGUCAACACUAAAGCACGAGCUUGAAGAGGCAAAGCAGGCCAUGUUGGAAUCAGAGAAGAAACUAAAAUUCAAAGAAGAGACAGCAGCAGCUGCCAUGGCAGCCAGAGAUGCAGCAGAGAAAUCUCUUAGGUUGGCAGACACGAGGUCUUCCAGACUAAGGGACAGAGUAGAGGAGCUCACUCAUCAGCUCGAAGAAUUUGAGAACAGGGAAGACUCAAGGGGAGGAAAUAGGCCUAGAUAUGUGUGCUGGCCAUGGCAGUGGCUCGGCAUGGACUUUGUCGGAUAUCAGCCUCGGCGGCUUGAUACACAACAGGAGGCUUCUAAUGAAAUGGAACUUUCCGAACCUCUCUUAUAAUUCAACCUGUUCUUUCUUUUCAUUUCUUUUGUGUAUUUAUGUUAAUUUCUUCAAUUUUAUAUCACAAAAUUGUAGUUUAUAGCAUCAAGUUCCACCAUCUCUUAAUGCAGCAACGGUGGUUUUGUUCAAUUAUCAUAUUCCAGUAGCUUCUGGCUUGAGUAACUUGCUAUUGCAAUUUGCUUGUUCUGUACGAUCCUUUCUUUGGAAGCACACAUACACUGUCAUUACAGUACACGGUAAUGGAAAGUUCAUACAUGGUUGUUUGA